GUCUGCCACAGUAAGAAGGUUUCCCCUACUGCGCAGCCGCAGCCCAGGUGACGAAGAUGGUGCUCAUCAAGGAAUACCGUGUCGUGUUGCCGGUCUCUGUCGAAGAGUAUCAAGUAGGGCAGCUGUACUCUGUGGCUGAGGCUAGCAAGAAUGAGACGGGAGGAGGAGAAGGAAUCGAAGUUCUGAAAAAUGAACCGUACGAGAAGGAAGGGGAGAAGGGACAAUAUACACACAAAAUAUAUCAUCUAAAGAGUAAAGUUCCUGGGUAUGUAAAGAUGAUUGCACCAGAGGGAGCAUUAGUUUUUCAUGAAAAAGCUUGGAACGCUUACCCAUACUGCCGCACUAUUGUGACGAACGAGUACAUGAAAGACGACUUCAUGAUAAAGAUCGAGACGUGGCACAAACCCGACAUGGGAACAAUAGAAAACGUGCACGACCUGGAUGAGGAGACAUGGAGGACCGUAGACGUGGUGCGCAUAGAUAUUGCAAACAAAGACGAAGUAGCCCCAGGGGACUACAAGCCAGAAGAAGACCCCUCCCUUUUCCACUCCCCCAAGACGGGCAGAGGACCACUGGGUCCCGAUUGGAAGAACGAGCUGAAGCCAGAUUGUCCUUACAUGUGUGCGUAUAAACUGGUCACUGUCAAGUUCAGAUGGUGGGGUCUGCAGACCAAAGUGGAAAACUUCAUCCACAGGCAAGAAAAGCGAAUUUUCACCAACUUCCACCGUCAGCUGUUCUGCUGGAUUGACAAAUGGGUUGGUUUGACUAUGGAGGACAUCCGGCGGAUGGAGGAGGAGACCCAGAAAGAGCUAGAGGAGCUGCGUAAAACAGGUCCGAUUCGAGGCACCAGUGCUGCUUAUGAGCAGUGAGGCAAAUCAACCAAACCCUGUCAUGAUGAUGUCAUCAGAGACGCGCCCACCCUGCUGAGAAAGUGGCCCCCCGACUUCGCCUCUUCUCGUCCCGUCUCACAUGAUUCAUUGGGGGGGUUUGAUGCGAUUGGUUAACAGUACUGUACAGAUCCCACCCCUGUCACAAGCCUCCUGUUCACUCAGUUAACACACACACACACACACACACACACAAAAGCAUAUAAGAAAAUGUAAGAAAAAAAAAAAGUUUUUGCAUACAUGUAUUAAAAGAAGAAAAAAAAUUGCACAGAACAUAAAAUUGCCUGAUAUGUAAUUGUUAGUUGAUUCUAAUGGGCUUUGUUUUUAUUCAGGUCUGUAAACUAUGACUCCAGAAGCCAAGCCUUUUAAAUUAGAAUGUUGUUUUCUAGCUUCACAGGUCGGCACCACAAAUUCAGUUUAUUUAAGCAGGUGUCGGACCGCUUACCCUGUCUUGUAAUAUAACUGUUUCUGAUUUACUUCCCCCUCACUACUGUCCAUUUGCUUCGUUUUUGUCCUCAAAGCUCGUUUGUUUUCCGCUCCUCUGCUUCAUCCUGCUGUCCCGUCUGUCUGACAGUUUUCUGGAAAUACUUUCUCCCAGCGUUUGGAAAUCUGAGGUGGUCUUGAUGAUAUCAAACAGUUAUUUUUCCUCCGCAUUCAAACACGACAUGUUUUUUUUGUCAAACAGUGGAAUCUGUAUUUUUAUUUUUUUUAUUUUUUUUUACCUGUUGCUGCAUGCGGUAGCUGCAGUGCAGCUUCUCUCAGUUCUACUGCGUUCAGAGUGCAAGGGAGCACCUCCUACUUGUGUCAGCGUGAGCAUUUGUGUGCUUGUCAGUGUUUCUAACUGCCUUCACUCUUAAAGGACUGUCUGGGGUUUUUUUUAAUUUAUUUUACUUUUUUUUUUUUUUUUGGAGUGGGAUUGAGAUGGAUAGCUUCAAAUCCAGGUUAAACCAGCCUUCUGAACUUUGCCUCACGCUGUCGCUGCAUGGCCUUCUCUCCUACGGCUAGGGCUUUAACCGGACGGCUCGCACAGCCUCCACAACGAAACAAAGCAAAACUAAAGUGUGAGUGUGCAUCGCUGCGUGCAUGAAUUGGGUUAGUUUUUUUUUUUUUUCCUCUCUUCUUUUUCAAAUAAAUAUAUGUAUGAUUAUGUGUCCAAAAUCUGAAAUUUCUCAACUGUCAGAAAUGGGUCCAGGCUGAUCCGCCAUGUUUGUUGGGGAUUUUUAUUUUUUUCUCCUCCGUUUCCGUUUAUGUUUCCUGGAAAUGAGCCUAAAAAAUUUUUUUAUUCUGAUUUAGGCUAAGUUUGAAAAUUGCUCUAGAUUUUGAAGCGAUCCUGUUCGCUUCUUUGGCUACGUUACAUGAGAUUUUCACAUCUGUAGGUUGGGGUUUAGAUGUUUUUGUUUGUUUUUUUGUUUUUUUUUCUUUUUUAGUAUUAUCAUUUUUACUAUUAUUUUGAGCUUGGGGUAAAAAUGUAGUCAAUGUUGUGGCUUUAAGGCUGGCGAUCUGGUCCGAGUGUCUCAAUAGUUGAGUUUUGUCACAAAGUUACAUGAAAGCUUGACUGUAAGCGUGCUCUUUAUGAAAUCCGAGAACAAAGCGGACAAACUGUAGAUAUGAGCGCCACUGGGCUAUUAGCAUCGUCAGGUUUAUUCAUUUACAAUAUCGCUCUGAUUUCUUAACGGCAGGUAAUAUCAGCCGUGUGUGUAAAGCAGAGCCGACCGUACCUCAUCCAUGCUUAUGAAUGUGUAGCUCUACAUGCAUAAGAGGGACAGAUGUCGAUAUCACCAGUACACGAGGACAAACGGUUUGACUAAAGCUUGAUUUGCAUGUUUGGUUUUAAUUUUUAAUUAUUUUUUUUUUUUAAAAACACUUUAUUUUUGCCAACUUGUUUUGCGAGUUUCUCGAACCGCAUCAGACGAGGUGAACAGUUAAAGGGGCGGACUUCCCUCACAAUCAGACUCUCCCCAGCUGGACCUCUGAUUUACGAGACGAGGAGUGAAAAGCCCGGGAGUCUGGUCAUGAUGGGAGUGGAUUCAGCGGAGUUAUCCCAGCCAACGGAUACUGUAAGGAGACAAGGGCUUGGAGCAUAUAUGGAAAAAACGAGAGAUGGAGUCCAAAAAUACUGUUUUCUUAUUGUAAUCAUGAAUAAGCACUUGCAAAAUCUACUGGGUUUUUUUUUUUAUGUUUUCUUUUUUGUUGUUUUUUGAAAGACAAAGAUUCACAAUGUAUUCAAUUUUCUCUUUCUGAUAAGGCAAACAUUCAGGGGAAUUAGUAGUGAAUGUAAAACAAUUAGUACCUUUUUUCCUCGUUCAUAGCUUUCAGGCUGUGACGGAAGGUCUAGACAAUGGAGCAUAACAGAAUAUCUAAUAAAUUUGAACAAAUAAAAUGAGCAGUGUUUGAUUUGUUUGGCUCCUUCGUGAGAUGAUUAACUGUUUUAUGACGAGUGCUUUGUCAUUUUCUUUCACUUUAUAAACUAAAUUACACAUUA
Messenger RNA from Gambusia affinis (western mosquitofish), 3369 nucleotides. RefSeq names its product phosphatidylinositol transfer protein, beta (gene pitpnb). Bases 57 to 869 code for a protein of 270 amino acids. Gene Ontology annotation, molecular function: phosphatidylcholine binding; phosphatidylinositol transfer activity; phosphatidylcholine intramembrane carrier activity. The transcript is spliced from 11 exons. The record is from RefSeq and is a predicted model, not a curated record. Lineage: Eukaryota; Metazoa; Chordata; Actinopteri; Cyprinodontiformes; Poeciliidae. Gene Ontology annotation, cellular component: cytoplasm. Gene Ontology annotation, biological process: phospholipid transport.